This is a messenger RNA of Oncorhynchus kisutch (coho salmon), 3252 nucleotides long. RefSeq names its product starch binding domain 1 (gene stbd1). Gene Ontology annotation, cellular component: membrane. Lineage: Eukaryota; Metazoa; Chordata; Actinopteri; Salmoniformes; Salmonidae. The record is from RefSeq and is a predicted model, not a curated record. The transcript is spliced from 2 exons. Gene Ontology annotation, molecular function: starch binding. Bases 380 to 2272 code for a protein of 630 amino acids.
AGGACCCAGUUUGGGAAACCCUACCCUAGGCUGCGUUUACACAGUCAGCCCAAUUCUGAUAUUUUUUUCCCCCCACUAAUUGGUAUUUUGACAAAUCACAUUAGAUCUUUUCACGUCAGAUCUUUUUCAGAGCUGAUCUUAUUGGUCAAAAGUCAAAUUACUCAACAAAAAAAAAAAUCAGAAUUUGGCCGUCUGUGUAAACGCAGCCCAUGAUUCGAAUCAGCCAAUUGUCAGCGGGCUCACCUGAUUGCAGAUCUGAGAUGUGUUUGUGCCGCAAUAAGAGGUCAUUUGGAACGCGCGUGGAGAAGAACACACAUGCGUGUUGGUAUUCGGGUGUUUAUAUGCGAUCACGUUGCUUGUACCUGGCUCUCUCCUAUCGAUGACCGAAGCUUCAGAAAUGACUAUCAAGAAAAGUAAAACCGUCGCGUUUGAGAACCGUGCUGGGGAUUUAACUGCGUUGUAUUGUAUGAGUGAUUGGAUGAUUGCAGUGGUUCUCGCUAUUAUUGCCAUGAUGUCUGUAUGGGCUGCAGUGAUCAUAUACAGAUCUAUACAGGCACUGAAAGGUCCGAGAAGAAAGGUUGAAGAUGAAACUGAAAAGGACGGAAAGGAGACUACAACCGAAGAAGCACCCCUCUCUUGUGUCGAGUCAACAGAGGAGACUGAUGUGAUUCCAGAGGCACUGGAGAGCUGGGCUGGAGAGGGAUGGAAGAGGGAGCCCAUGGUACGGAUUCCAACAAUCGAUGAGGAUGUAGAACCCAUUGAGGGUAUCCCAACAACCAAUGAGGAUCUACAAACCCUUAGACGGAGAAGAACGACGAAGAGCGACGGUCCUUAUGCUGAGUUUCACCUCUGCUCUCCACCUGAAGAGCACCAAGGCUUAUUUCAUCAUUAUGAAGGCCUAUGUCAGGUCUGUGGAGGCUUGUGUCAGGAUGACACACGGUCUCGGACUGACAAUACCCUGGAUGAGGAGGAACAAGCUACCAGUCACCAUUCCCUCAGUGACAUAAACAGUCAAUCUGGACAGACGAAGGCUACAGACUUGUAUAACCCGGAAGAGGAGGGUUUGAAGGAAGUUGAACUGAGGAAUGAUUGUCAGCGCACCGAGGAGUCUGUGGCUAGCCAUCCACUUACCUUUGCCAACAACCCUCAGGAAGCUCCACAAGUCAAUGAAAAUCUCCCUGACAUGUUGACUGACUCUGGUCUACAAGAACCUGACCAACUGUCUGUUACGGAGAUCCAGGAAGGAAAAUGCCCAGGCGCUGUCAUGAUGACCAGCCAUGUGGCGGACUAUGAGAAGUCUAGAACCAUGGAGGAUGACAUGGAAGCGAUGGUUGAGGAUCUCUACAGUCACUUCCCGCGAGUGGACGAUCGUUCAGCAGGUUUCGAAUAUUGUGACGUGGCAAAUGCAUGGGUGGCGAAAAGAGACGCUCGUAUUCCAGCUUUAAGCCUGUUGUCAACAGGGAUUGACCCUACAGCGAGGAUGACGAGCAACCCCCAGGAAGUGUUUGACCAACAGCCAGACAGUCUCUGCACUGAUCCCAACAGAGACGGUGUUCUUCGUGACAACGCGAUGGAAGGGCUAAGCAGGGAGCCGACGGAAACUCGAGACACCCAUGUGAUUUCAGAGCAGAAGGGAGAGGGGGUUGAUAAGCGCAUGGACACACGGGUAGAGAGCAGUUGUCAGGAAGUUGAAAUAAACAUCAUGGAAGCCACUAUGGACUACAAUGAAUGGAUGACUGUAAGUGUCACAGAUGCAGAGGGUAACGCUGACACUCCCCGGGUGAGGAUAAGCCACUCGUCCGACUGCUCUGCCGAGGCGAAGCAUCAUCCCACAGAAACGCAGCACAAUGCAGACGAUUCAACAAUCACUGAAACGCCCACAUCAAAGGUCAAAGAAGCUGAAACCACACCUGUAUCACUAGAUGGAGACCUGCAGGAGAAUAAAAUGGAAGCUGUGCUUCCUAAUGAACCCCAUGCAGUACAGGUGAGGUUCUGUAUCCACUAUCACACCCUGUCUCCCCGGCAGGAACUGGCUGUGACUGGGAACCAACCGGAGCUGGGGACCUGGAAGGACUUCGUUCCGCUGGAGAGGGGCCAGGACGGGUUCUGGGCCAGCUGGGUCGCCCUCCCUGCGGAGAAACUGGUGGAGUGGAAGUUCGUUCUGGUGGAGAAUGGAGAAAUCCAACGCUGGGAGGAGAGUGAGAAUAGACACCUGGAAACGGGUCAUGGCGGUGGCGUGGUGAACCUCAACAGGUGGUGGGGCAUCCUCUGAGGGCGCAACCAGUGGGAGAAGUGAAGUGUACUAGUAAUCUAUUCUAAGUGGUGUUAGUAGUGUGUGACUCUUGCAUAGGAAGAGGACUGACUGGCGCAAGGGGUCGAUCAUAGAGGACUUGGUUGCGUCCCAAUUUCUUACCCUUCACCCUGUGCACUAAUUCACUUUUUUUUUCUUUGCAUUUUUAAAAAGCAGUUUCCAACAUAUUCCAUACUCCGAUCCUUUACUUUUUACAGGGAAGUAAUUGAGUGUACACUUUGGGUAAAGUAUCUAAUCAGGGCUCUGGUCCUUUUUAUGUACUGUAUUAUAGCAACACAACUAUUAAUCAAGUGGACACGUCUUAAGUCAAUGACGUAAUGCAAAGGUAGAGUUGGAUGAAUGUCAAUUUAGUAUGGCGCUUGGAUGUUGUCCAAUGUAGGAUGAUGAUUCACUACUUUGACUAGAGCAGCUCUGUACUAUGUUAGGCUUUGACACCAGCAUUAUUUGUGCUGUGGCAGUAUAGCAAUAAUCACUGCAAUAAGUGUUAUUCAAGUGUUUUACAUGUUUUACUGCAGUUACUCAGGCUGUCUUUUUGUGAUUGUGAAAUGGGCUGUUUAUAUUUACCAGAAAUAGAAGUGUACUCGUAAACCGUCAACCGAUAUAGGUCAGCGACUUGUUAUUAUGCAAAUACUGUGAUGCUGGAAUUUUAAAUGUCAUAUCUCUACAUCAGAUCUUAGCCUUCUUGAAUUAUAUUUGUAUCUAGCUUCACCAGGUCCCUUAACUGUUUUGAUAAUACAUUUAUCAGUGUUCAUGAAUGUUUUUGACAUGUUUACUCACUUUGGUUUGGUUAGAUUUUAUUUUAGCACAAUUGAUGGUGUCUUGGUUCUAAUCUUUUAAUAAUAAAAUGUAUGAUUGCAAUGUGGUUAAUGUACUACUGUUAUAUAGUUAGCUUAAGUAGUGUUCUGUCCCAUUACCCAAUAAACAAACAUAUUUUCCUGGAA